Tilletiaria anomala UBC 951 is the source of this 2151-nucleotide messenger RNA. RefSeq lists its product as uncharacterized. The transcript is spliced from 3 exons. Gene Ontology annotation, biological process: transcription by RNA polymerase I; transcription by RNA polymerase II; nucleotide-excision repair. Gene Ontology annotation, cellular component: transcription factor TFIIH core complex; transcription factor TFIIH holo complex. The record is from RefSeq and is a predicted model, not a curated record. NCBI's taxonomy places the organism in Eukaryota, Fungi, Basidiomycota, Exobasidiomycetes, Georgefischeriales, Tilletiariaceae. The coding region runs from base 99 to 2123 and encodes 674 amino acids.
CAAUAGUAACAGCAACCAGCCGGUCCGAAUCAACUGUGACCUUACGGGACUGGACGAUAGGGCUGCAUCAAGCCGCUGGAAGCCUCGCAAUCCACAAGAUGGCAACCGACACCUCACCAUCCACAUCUUCAAGCAGCCUUGCAGCCUCCGUCUCUCAUGCUAAGAUCGGCGGUACGCUGGUCUUGUCCUCUCACAUGCUGCGAUGGGUUCCGACUCAGUCUUCCUUGGCCUCUCAAUCGAUCACAAUUCCAUUGCAGCAUAUUGAGAAGCUGCUUGCAUCGGUCGCCAAGCCAGAGUCCCAAACAUUCAGCCUCAAGAUUGUCUUCUUCCAACCAGAGGAUCCUGAAAAAGAGAGAUUACGCGUCCUCGGAAAGGGAGAUGUUCUAUUCACAUUUACCGCACCAGAGGGUAGAGAAAGGGCUCUUAAUGACAGAGAAGAAUUCAAGACUAGACUAUAUGGGAUCGCCCAGAAUAACAAGAAGGAGAGAGAAGGGGCAUCUGAAUCUCUCAAAGAGCGCUCCAACGACCGCAAGGAGGCAGCUAAUGGCUGUUCGUCUGCACCUGAGUCAGCCGCAAAGGACAAUAGCUCUUCGAAAACAGUCCCCAUGGCACCAGUGCCAGCCCCCUUGACGGCCGAGGAAAAGGUAAAGCGGCGGGAACAGGAGCUGCAAUUGCGCAUUUCAAUUUUGCAUGCCAACCCAGAACUCAAGUCACUCCAUGCCGACUUGGUUAUCAGCGGUAUUAUGAGGGACGCAGAGUUCUGGUCCCAUCCGACAAGAUCAGCCUUGCUCCGUUCAGAACGAGCGCUGAUGCAGCAGCGACAAGGCCGCAAUGCACGAAUCGCGGACCCCAAGCCAACGAAUGAUGAAGAAGGAAAUUUGAAGAUAAAUCUCAGUGCCCAGAUGGUUCGUGAUGUUUUCGAGCAGUACCCCGUGGUCGCAAAAGCAUACAACGACCUAGUACCGAAACAGAUGGAUGAGCAGACCUUCUGGACGCGCUACUUCCAAUCUAGACUUUACCACCGGCUGCGCACCUCGGCGCGAUCUGCAGCGUCACAGCACAUUGUCCGCGCAGAUCUUAUCUUUGACCAAUACUUAGAUGACAUCGUGGAGGACGACGGGCUCGAAUCAAAGCGCGAAUUUCAUGCCCAUGACAACUUCUUGGACCUCGCGGCUACCGAAGAAGAUCACGGCGAGACAGGGAAUACAAAGGACUGGCCCAUGCGAGCAGGGGCGGAAAGGAGUGCGCUUCCUUUGCUUCGCCGAUUCAACGAGCAUUCCGGCAGCCUGCUCGACUCUGCUUUGGGUGAGCAAGGCAGAGCCAGCUGGAGUAGAGUCACAGGACCUUCUGGCGAAAGAACAGUCCCGGCCGCUAGCGCCAGCUCGAAUCGAGGUCUAGACGAAGCUAUCUCCCGUACACGGCAGCAUUACGACCAGAUCGUCAUCAACCAGCUUGAAGAGGAAAAGCGUGGCGGGACUAGGGCGCUUGAGGUUUCUCAGGACAAGCAAGGAUUCUUUCAAGGUACCCACGAUCGGGAAGGCUCUGAAACUGGCGAUGUUAGCCAGGAAGUGCUGGAGGAUUUGUUGAGAUCCGUUCAGGGCCAGCUUCUGGACUGGUCAGACUCAACUACGCGCAUGAUGGGCGGCUACGUUCCCAAUUGCAAAGAGAAUGAGCGAGCCAUGCACACCAUCCUCGAGCGUGUGAAACAGCAGGAAGAGGCCCGCAGUGAAGAUAUAUCUGAGAACGACCUAUCGGAAAGCAUUCAUCAGCAUUUAAUAUCUUGCCAUGCAGCGACAACCGAGUUUUUGCGACAGUUUUGGGCUGCAGUCGCUCCACAACCGUCUCCCCCGCCAGGUAUGGCCAUCAAGGCGGAGGAUGAAGCGGAAAAGAAGCCGCUGACUCCAGCGCAGCGACAAAAACGAGCAGUGAGAAUGCUUACACUCCUCAAGAAUUCGGGCGAGCGAGCGGAUGGGGUCGCCAAGCUUGCCGAGGAGAAACAGCCGGGUCGCGGCGCAAAACGCGUCAAGCUGGCGCUCGAGGAGACGGAGAAGGCGGUAGCUCGAGCUCUCAAGAUUGGCCAGAGCAUGUACCCUCAAGUCUUUGUUUCCCAUGGAAGCAGCUGACGCGAGUACAAUAUAGUAGGAGCAUCAA